Messenger RNA from Chelmon rostratus (copperband butterflyfish), 1914 nucleotides. It is a transcript of the gene ruvbl1, whose product is annotated as RuvB-like AAA ATPase 1. The coding region runs from base 293 to 1663 and encodes 456 amino acids. Gene Ontology annotation, biological process: box C/D snoRNP assembly; chromatin remodeling; regulation of transcription by RNA polymerase II. Gene Ontology annotation, molecular function: ATP hydrolysis activity; DNA helicase activity; ATP binding. The record is from RefSeq and is a predicted model, not a curated record. The transcript has 11 exons. Gene Ontology annotation, cellular component: R2TP complex; NuA4 histone acetyltransferase complex; Swr1 complex. NCBI's taxonomy places the organism in Eukaryota, Metazoa, Chordata, Actinopteri, Chaetodontiformes, Chaetodontidae.
UAAUGGGCGGGGUUUUGAUUGAAGAAAAUUAGUGAUAGAAAUUUAAGCCAAUGAAUGCGUCGCAUCUGUCGACAAGGUCCAAUAGUUUUUUCUAGGUAAUCCAAAAAGGCGGUACUUCAAGGUAUCACUUCCGCUGAUUUUCCCUAGUAACCCACAUGGAAACCGAUUUCCCUGUGUUUUGAGUUUAGGCGCCGAUUGCGGCGGUGAGAAAUAUUCUGAGCUACAGGAGGUAUUUUCUUCACCGUGAACCAGCUUUUCGGUUUUUAUAUCACUUUGUAAAGUAGCAGUCACCAUGAAAAUCGAGGAGGUUAAAAGCACAACGAAAACUCAGCGCAUCGCCUCUCACAGUCAUGUCAAAGGACUCGGGCUGGACGAGGCCGGGAAUGCUAAACAGUCAGCAUGUGGUCUAGUGGGCCAGGAGGCUGCAAGAGAGGCUUGUGGCAUCAUUGUUGAGCUUAUCCGUUCAAAGAAGAUGGCAGGAAGGGCAGUGUUGCUGGCAGGGCCGCCCGGUACAGGAAAGACUGCCCUCGCCUUGGCUGUAGCACAGGAGCUGGGAAACAAGGUGCCUUUCUGCCCAAUGGUUGGCAGCGAGGUCUACUCAUCUGAGAUCAAAAAAACAGAAGUACUGAUGGAGAACUUCAGGAGAGCCAUUGGACUGCGUAUCAAAGAAACAAAGGAGGUGUAUGAAGGGGAGGUGACUGAGCUGACCCCCUGUGAGACUGAGAAUCCCAUGGGUGGCUACGGGAAAACCAUCAGCCACGUCAUCAUCGGUCUGAAGACAGGCAAAGGCACGAAGCAGCUCAAGCUGGACCCCAGUAUUUAUGAGAGUCUUCAGAAAGAGCGUGUGGAAGUGGGGGAUGUCAUCUACAUUGAAGCCAACAGUGGAGCUGUUAAGAGACAAGGUCGCUGUGACACAUUUGCUACAGAGUUCGACCUGGAGGCAGAGGAGUAUGUGCCGCUGCCCAAAGGUGAUGUCCACAAAAAGAAGGAGAUCGUCCAAGAUGUCACACUGCAUGACCUGGAUGUUGCAAAUGCCAGACCCCAGGGAGGCCAGGACAUUCUGUCCAUGAUGGGACAGCUGAUGAAGCCCAAAAAGACAGAGAUCACAGAUAAGCUACGUGCUGAGAUCAACAAGGUGGUAAACCGCUACAUCGAUCAAGGCAUAGCUGAGCUCGUACCUGGUGUGCUGUUUGUGGAUGAGGUGCACAUGCUGGACAUCGAAUGCUUCACAUACCUCCAUCGAGCACUUGAGAGCACCAUCGCCCCCAUUGUUGUGUUCGCCUCUAACAGGGGAAACUGUUUAAUCAGGGGGACAGAGGACAUCAGCUCUCCACACGGCAUUCCUCUGGACUUGCUGGACAGAGUCAUGAUAAUCCGCACCAUGUUGUACACACCACAGGAGAUGAAGCAGAUCAUCAAGAUCCGUGCUCAGACUGAGGGGAUCACUAUCAGCGAGGAAGCGCUUACACACCUGGCAGAGAUCGGCACCAAGACCACCCUCAGAUACGCCGUACAGCUGCUGACGCCAGCCAGCCUGCUGGGCCGCGUUCAGGGAAAAGAGACUGUGGAACGAGAGCAGGUAGAGGAAAUCAACGAGUUGUUCUACGACGCCAAGUCUUCUGCCAAAAUCCUCCAAGAUCAACAUCACAAGUUCAUGAAAUAAAAGUGGAUUUCCACUUUUUUUUUCCAUAACUCUCAGGGCUGGUUUUCACAGCCAGCUCUCACAUGGCUUGGUCACUUUGUUUCUUGUUCCAGGCUUUGUUUCUUUGCUUUUUCCCCAUCUUUCCUCUCUGCACCAUGGCUCAUUCUAGUGCUUCUGCGUCAUUUACUGUCGUAGUUUUGUUCUAAUAAAUUUUAAGUUUGAUUAAUUACUUUUUUGUUGAUGAAGAUAAUUUUUUGAAUAAAAAGGAAAAA